AUGGGGAAAAAUAAUAAAAAGCAAUCAAGGGGAUUAAAAAAUAAAAAAGAUGAACUUGCAAAGAAUCCUGAACCUAUUAUAACAGAUGAAAGAUUUUCACAGAUAUAUAAUGAUCCAAAAUAUAGAUUAAUUAAAUCGGAUAACUUAAAGAUUAAAUUGGAUGAUAGAUUUAAAAAAGAAGAAUUUAUCAAUACAAUUGAUGGACAUGUUACUAAGAUUGAUAAAUAUGGUAGAAAAUUAAAAAGUGGAUAUAGCAAAAAUCGAAACACACUUGAUCAAGAAUUCGAUAAAUUUUUUGAAAAAGAAGAUGAAAAAGAAGAUAAUAUGGGUGAUGAAGACAAUAUUGAUCGUGCUUGUGGUGAAGAAAGAGGAUCAAGUAGUAGUGAAUCAGACUCAGAUUCUGACUCAGAUUCAGAUUUGGAUUCAUUUGGUGAACUAGAGAGUGAUGAGGAAAUUGAAAUUGAAGAGGAAAAACCUGAAGAAGGAGAACCAUCAUCAGUUUUAGCAGCAGUUAAUUUAGAUUGGGAUAAUAUAAAUUCAAAAGAUUUAAUGUUUACAUUUCAAAGUUUUAUAAAAAAUAAACAAUCAAUAAUAUCAAUUACUAUUUACCCAAGUGAGUAUGGAAAGGAAAAAAUGGCUAAAGAAGACGUUGAGGGACCAUCAAGAGAGUUUUUUAAAGAUAAUAAGAAAAAAAACAAGAAAGCUGAUGAUUUAGAAUCCGAUUCAGAAUCUGAUUCAGAUUCAGAUUCAGAUUCAGAUUUAGAGAUAAAUGAUAAAAGAGAUUUCGAUCAAAAUAAAGAAAAAAUUAUUAAAAAAUUGUAUGAGGAAGAUGAAGGAGUCGAUUAUAAUUCUAAAAAAUUGCGAAAAUAUCAAUUACAAAGAUUAAGAUAUUAUUAUGCAAUAAUAAGAUGCGAUUCAAUUGAGACAGCACAGGAGAUAUACAAGAAUUGUGAUGGAUUGGAGUAUGAAUCUACGGCGAAUUUUUUUGAUUUGAGAUAUGUUCCAGAGGAUAUGGAAUUUGACGAUGAUGAAAAAAGAGACUUUUGUGAUAAAUUGCCAAACAAUUAUAAGGCUAAAGUUGAUUUCACUACAUCAGCAUUACAACAUUCUAAAGUAAAAUUGACAUGGGAUGAGACACCAGCUGAAAGAUUAGAGAUGGCUACCAAAGCAUUUAAUCAGAAGGAGAUUGAAGAUAUGGAUUUCAAGGCAUAUUUGGCUAGUGACAGUGAAGAAGAAGAAGAGAUUGAAAAAUUGAAUGGUAAGAGUAGUAAGAAAAGAGCCAAGGAAAUAAAAAAUAAAUACAAAGACUUAGUUAAUAAGAGCAUAAUGAUUGGAGAUCAAUCAAUAUUUGAUGGAUUUGAGGAUAAGAGUAAAGAUGUCGAUAUGGAAAUUACGUUUACACCUGGAAUAGCAGAUGAGACAAAUGAAAGUGAGAAAAAUGGCGAUGGGGAAAAAGAGGAAACUGAAACUACGCUUGAUAAAUAUAAGCGUAAGGCAUCAGAACGUCGUAAAGCUCGUAUGGAUAAGAUCAAAGAAGAGAAGGAGAAAGAGAAAGAAGAGAAAAAGGCACUUAAAGAGAGUAGGCGAAACAAACACAGAAGGAAACAUCAAGAUGAAAGUGACGAUGAGGCGAGCAGAGAGGACAAAGCCAAAUCCAAAGCAGAGCUUGAGUUGUUACUUAUGGAUGAAGACAAUGAUAAGAAGCAUUUCAAUCUUAAGGAGAUAAUGAAGGCCGAGAAGCAGGAAAUGAAGAACAAGAAGAACAAGAAGAGGCAAAGCGAGCCAGAGGAAGCAGAGGAAGGAUUCCGUAUCGAUAUGGACGACGAUCGUUUCAGAGAGAUUUUUGAGGACCACGACUACGCCAUUGACCCCAACGAGCCCGAAUUCCGGAAGACCAAGGCGAUGAUGAAGGUGCUUGAUGAACGCAACAAACGACAGGACAGCAGCAGAAGAAGCAGAGGCAACACCGGCAAAGAGAGCCGGAAGAGAAAAGCCGGCGAUGUGGAGAGUCUCGUUGAGAAGCUCAAGCGUAAGUACCGUAAAUAG
Messenger RNA from Ascoidea rubescens DSM 1968, 2046 nucleotides. RefSeq names its product pre-rRNA-processing protein ESF1 (gene ESF1). NCBI's taxonomy places the organism in Eukaryota, Fungi, Ascomycota, Saccharomycetes, Ascoideales, Ascoideaceae. The transcript is spliced from 2 exons. The record is from RefSeq and is a predicted model, not a curated record. Gene Ontology annotation, cellular component: nucleus. Bases 1 to 2046 code for a protein of 681 amino acids. Gene Ontology annotation, biological process: rRNA processing. Gene Ontology annotation, molecular function: RNA binding.